Molecule: messenger RNA, 969 nt
Organism: Fusarium vanettenii 77-13-4
Lineage: Eukaryota; Fungi; Ascomycota; Sordariomycetes; Hypocreales; Nectriaceae
Exons: 4
Coding region: 1-969 (322 amino acids)
Molecular function (GO): oxidoreductase activity
Source: RefSeq, a predicted model, not a curated record
AUGCUCAGCUGGGCACUGAAUACAUUGAGCCAAGUAUGGCCUCCAGCACCUAAAUUCACCGAAAAAGAUGUACCAGAUCAAUCCGGCAAGGUCUUCAUUGUCACUGGCGCGUCAGCCGGUGUAGGCAAGGAAUUGGCUCGUAUCCUCUUUUCGCUCAAUGCAAAGGUGUAUCUCGCUUCGAGAACUGAGAGCAAAGUGAACGAUGCUAUCGCGUCUAUUCGUUCUGCUGUUCCAAAGUCCACAGGCGACUUGGUCUUUUUGCCUGUUAACCUCGAAGACCUAGACAGCGUCAAAGAAGCAGCAGCGUCAUUCCUACAGAAGGAAACACGUCUUGAUGCUUUGUGGAAUAACGCGGGCGUCAUGAGGCCACCCGAAGGUUCUACGUCGAAACAAGGCUACGAACUCCAGCUAGGCGUCAACUGCAUCGCCUCUUUCCUCUUUACCCAACUUCUAACGCCAGCUUUGAUCGAGGCUGCUAAGCACGAGCCGCCAGGUUCUGUGCGAGUCUUGUGGGUUUCUUCUUCAGCCGCUGAACUGUUCUCUCCGCAAGGAGGCGUGGACAUGGAUAACCUGGACUACAAGAGGAAUGUGUUUACCGGGGAGAAGUAUGGAAUGAGCAAGGGAGGUAUGGUGUUGCUUUCACAAGAGUAUGCACGACGCCAUCAAAAGGACGGCAUCAUCAGCGUCUCUAUGAACCCUGGCAAUCUCAAGACAGAGCUGCGCCGUCAUCUGCAUUGGGUUGUCGCCACCUUCUUUGGCUGGAUGAGCUGGGAUCCGGUGUACGGCGCCUACACGGAGCUGUUUGCUGGAUUCUCACCAGACAUUACGCCCGAGAAUUCUGGCUGCUGGGUCAUCCCUUGGGGACGAAUCUCCCCCGUCCGUGAAGACAUCCGUGCCUCGGCAGAAAACGGUCUGGGAGAGAAGUUUUGGGAUUGGUGUGAGAGAGAAACCUGGGAGUACCGCCUCUAA